Jatropha curcas is the source of this 1886-nucleotide messenger RNA. RefSeq names its product UNC93-like protein 1. Lineage: Eukaryota; Viridiplantae; Streptophyta; Magnoliopsida; Malpighiales; Euphorbiaceae. The record is from RefSeq and is a predicted model, not a curated record.
CGCAAGGUCGGCCUGCAGAGUGUACCAUCAUAGACGAUUCCAGCCUUGACAGUUGCAGCAAGCAACUAUUUUCGCGUGUAGUUUAACCCCACAUUUCUCAAUAAAUUCUCACUACAAACCCCAACUGAAAAGCAGGCCGUGCUCUGCUCUCUUUCGUCUCAUCUUUAUCAGAUCAUUUCAUCUAUCAAAUCCCCCAAAAUUCUCCCUUUCUAAACCAAUAAUUGAUAUCUGAAUCAUUUGAUUAAUGGGUUUCGAAGGAGAAGAAGAAUCGGCCCCGAAAUUACCUAAACAAUCCAUUUUUAGGUACAAUUCUCCACUAGUCCAGGUCAGUCUUAUCGGUUUAGUGUGCUUCUGUUGUCCGGGAAUGUUCAAUGCUCUCUCCGGCAUGGGUGGUGGUGGCCAAGUUGACCAAACCGCGGCCAACAACGCUAACACCGCUCUUUAUACCACUUUUGCGGUCUUUGGCAUUUUAGGUGGUGGAAUCUACAACAUCUUGGGUCCUCGCCUCACUCUCGCCGCUGGUUGCAGCACUUACGUCUUAUAUGCUGGUUCUUUUCUCUAUUACAAUCAUCACAAACAUCAAACUUUUGCCAUCGUCGCCGGAGCCAUACUUGGUAUCGGAGCUGGACUACUCUGGGCCGGAGAGGGGGCAAUUAUGACAUCUUACCCACCACCAAAUCGUAAAGGAACGUAUAUUUCACUUUUUUGGAGUAUUUUCAACAUGGGUGGUGUAAUCGGUGGUUUAAUUCCAUUUAUUCUCAAUUACCACCGAAACGAGGCUGCUUCCGUUAACGAUGCAACUUAUAUCGGUUUCAUGUGCUUUAUGUCAGCCGGAACACUGUUUGCCUUGGCCAUUUUGCCGCCUAGCCAGGUUGUCCGCAACGACGGAACCAGAUGCACUCAUAUCAAAUACUCUAAUGUCUCAACAGAGGUUGUCGAGAUUAUGAAAUUGUUUCUCAACUGGAAAAUGCUUCUGAUAGUACCGGCCGCUUGGGCUAGCAAUUUCUUCUACACCUAUCAAUUUAAUCAUGUAAAUGCAGCGUUAUUCAAUUUGAGAACCAGAGGAUUGAAUAAUGUAUUCUACUGGGGAGCUCAGAUGUUGGGUUCUAUUGGAAUUGGAUAUGUACUGGAUUUUAGUUUCCAAAGUAGAAGAAUGAGGGGAUUUGUUGGAAUUGGGAUUGUUGCUGCUCUUGGAACUGCAAUCUGGGGAGGUGGUCUCGCUAAACAGCGUGGGUACUCCCUCAAUAAUCUGCCGCCCAAGUUGGAUUUCAAGGAUUCUGGGUCCGAUUUUGCUGGCCCUUUUGUUCUGUACUUUAGUUAUGGGUUGCUAGAUGCCAUGUUUCAGAGCACGGUUUACUGGAUUAUCGGAGCCUUGGCUGAUGAUUCUGAGAUCCUAAGCAGGUACGUUGGAUUCUACAAGGGAGUGCAAAGUGCAGGAGCAGCAGUUGCUUGGCAAGUUGAUACAAACAAAGUUCCAAUGCUAUCGCAGCUAAUUGUGAAUUGGUCGCUCACUACAAUAAGUUAUCCAUUGUUGAUUCUACUAGUAAUGCUGGCUGUCAAGGAUGACCAUAACAAGGACACAGUGACAUAUACCAAUGAAUUGGCCAAUCCUGCACCAGCAGAAGACUCCACCAAGCCAAUCUAGUGGUUAUGAAUUUAUAAUGUGCCAUUUCUGCAGUUAAAAUGAAAGAGUAUUUGCAAUUUUUAGGUCAAGUGUUAGUAUUCUGAUGUUUCUCAUGUUUAUUUGAUCUUCUUCUGACAUUAGAAUUAACUGAUUUGCGUGUGCUUUAUGUUCUUCACCAUACAUGGAAUAUUUGUACCUGUAAUACUAAUUUUGAUCCAGUCAGGCAAGUAUAAUAAUCCAGUCCAGCUGGCCCGUUGGAAUU